UAUAAAAUCAUCAUCAUCUUCUUCUUCUUCCUUCUGCGUUCUCUGAUCUCCAUUCUUCAUCAUGAGCAGGUCAGGCCAGCCGCCGGAUUUGAAGAAAUACAUGGACAAACAGCUUCAAAUCAAGCUGAAUGCAAAUCGUAUGAUUGUUGGUACUCUUCGUGGGUUUGACCAGUUUAUGAAUUUGGUUGUUGGCAAUACUGUUGAGGUUAAUGGCAAUGAGAAGAAUGAUAUAGGGAUGAUGGUAAUCCGUGGAAAUAAUGUGGUUACUGUAGAGGCACUUGAACCUGUAAACAGGAGCAUCUGAUUUCUGUUUCUUGUGAAUAUUUAUAA
This is a messenger RNA of Lathyrus oleraceus (garden pea), 330 nucleotides long. RefSeq names its product probable small nuclear ribonucleoprotein G. The record is from RefSeq and is a predicted model, not a curated record. The transcript has a single exon. Gene Ontology annotation, cellular component: U1 snRNP; U12-type spliceosomal complex; catalytic step 2 spliceosome. Gene Ontology annotation, molecular function: RNA binding. Bases 62 to 304 code for a protein of 80 amino acids. Gene Ontology annotation, biological process: mRNA splicing, via spliceosome; spliceosomal snRNP assembly. Lineage: Eukaryota; Viridiplantae; Streptophyta; Magnoliopsida; Fabales; Fabaceae.